Molecule: messenger RNA, 1560 nt
Organism: Neodiprion fabricii
Lineage: Eukaryota; Metazoa; Arthropoda; Insecta; Hymenoptera; Diprionidae
Product: acidic mammalian chitinase-like
Exons: 5
Coding region: 105-1298 (397 amino acids)
Biological process (GO): carbohydrate metabolic process; chitin catabolic process
Cellular component (GO): extracellular region
Molecular function (GO): chitin binding; chitinase activity
Source: RefSeq, a predicted model, not a curated record
UAUAAGUCGAAUAGACACCUGAAAUCUGCACAAGCUCACCGAAGCACGCAACUUGAUACCUUAUUGACGCUGAAGUGAACAUCGUCAAAUCGGUUACAGAAAAGAUGCGGGUGUUCGUCACAUUUUGUACGCUAUGGCUGAGCUGCCUUGCCUUGGCCGAUGCCAGCGAUUUUAACAAAAUAGUUGGUUACUUGGGAAGCUGGUCAAACGCUCGGCCCGGUGUAGGAGCAUUCGAGAUAUCGGAUAUAGACCCAACAAUGUUCACCCACCUGAUGUACGCGUUCGUUGGCAUCACUCCGGAUGGCGACGUCCAGGUGUUGGACGAGUACAGAGACCUCUCCACAGACGGAGGAUUGGGUGGGUUCGCAGAAUUCAACGCCCUUCGGGAUCAGAACUCCGAAUUGAAAACCCUAGUGUCAAUUGGUGGAUGGAGCCAGGGAUCCACGAAUUUUUCCACCGUGGUUAGCAACUCCACACUGCGAUCAACGUUCGUAAAGAACGCACUCGAAUUCGUGCUCAAGUACAAUUUUAGCGGUAUCGACGUCGACUGGGAGUAUCCGGCCCAACGUGGCGGUGCCGACACGGAUGUCGAGAACUUCGUUCUUCUCCUUGAAGAACUUCGCGAUACUUUCGACGACGAGGAUUUACUCUUGACCGUGGCAGUAGGAGCUUCCCAAUCAACCGUGGACUUGUCGUACGAUGUUUCAGGAAUUUCAGCUGCAGUUGACAUGAUCACUCUAAUGGAAUACGACUUCCAUGGGUCCUGGGAUACCUACACAGGCCAUAACACACCUCUCUAUGCCGGGACAUGGGAAACAGCGGCAGCCCAGAAAACUCUCAACAUCAACGCGUCCGUGAAUUAUUGGCUGGAACAGGGAGCAUCGGCUGAAAAGCUUCUCCUUGGCACUGCGUUUUAUGGAAAAACGUUUACUCUUACGAACUCCUCCGAAACGACGCCUGGAUCACCGGUUACCGGUGUUGGUAACGCGGGUUCUUACACUCAGGAAAGCGGAGUGUUAUCUUACUACGAGAUUCUCGAGAAGUUGUCGGAAGGAAACUGGACUACCGUUUAUGACGACGAGCAACAGGUGCCGUACGCCUACUCAGGUGACCAGUGGGUCACCUACGAUAAUCCCAGCAGUCUGGAUGUGAAAGCUGCCUUCGCAAAGGGGUUGGGAUUAGGAGGUUUCUCGAUUUGGGCAAUCGACUUGGAUGACUUCGGCGGCCUUUACGGGGAAAAGUACCCUCUACUGAAGACCCUGAAUGCAAGAAUCAAUGACUCUAGCACCAGUAGCUAGGUCGACUAGGUGGGUUUGAUGCUACAGCACUUCAAGCAGCUCCAGCGACUCUGGCGUCUUUAGUGCCAGGUGAUCCAGCAGUUUCAACAAUAGCUCCAGCAGUAGCUCAAGCUAGAACAGUUGUGGACUUCAGAUAUUAUAAUGACAUGUACUAUUUCAACAACAGUAUGCCAUUAUACGUACAUAUCAGGAAGAAGCAUCCUUGAACCGUGAAGCGUUAAAUUCAUUCGAUAACCUAUUCGUAUCCAAUUGCCGCUUCGAG